AUGAGUCGCGCGCGUCGUGGUCACGAUCUGGAGACGGUGAUUCAUCGAUUUUCAGACGAUGAUUUGGCGAAUUUGAAGCCGAAACAAGUGUUCGCCGAUAAAUGGAUUAUUUUGAAGAAAUUGAAUAAACGAAAUAAUUCGCAUUGUUAUCAAGUCUGUGAUAAGGCAGUGAAAAAUUUUGGAGUACUGUAUCUGGAGCAAGGAGUGGACAAUGUGACGUCGAUUCCACUACAAGUGGAAUUAUUGACGAAGAUGUAUUCAAAUGGAUAUUCGCAUCGAUUCAACCAAAUUCUGGACACUGGAAUAAUCAAUAAUUCGGUCUACUGGAUGAUCACGCGAAUUCGAGCUGGUCCAACACUGAAACAACUUUUGGAAUGUUCUGGAAAUCCCGGAAUUAUCUCCUCGAAAACUGCUUCAUUCAUUGCCUGUGAUAUUCUAUCAGUUAUCGAAUUACUCAAUUCAUCUUCUCAUGUUUUACGCGAUUUUAAUGCUGAGCAAUGGAAAUUUGAUGUGCAGACGAGAAUGUUCUAUUUGGAUGAUAUUUCUGAUGUCGGCAUGUCAUCAGACAAGCGCCACCUCCUGAUCGAUGAGAUCCAUCUCAAAACGGCUCGUGAACUGAAUCUCUCAUGGAAGUACACGGAUUGCUCAUCGCUAAAAUAUGCUCCAUGCUCAUUCCUAAUCAAUGGCUCCCAAAUGCACCAAAUGACGGAAUUCGAUGAGUUCGAAAUGCUCAUUUACAUUUUAUACGAUUUGACACGUGGCGAAUUGCCAUGGACCCAUUUGAAGUGUCAACAGACGAUGCUCGAAAUGAGAAGAGACUUUCUGACGGAUAUUCCGAAUCUGAAGGAUCUAACGGAUAAGAAGUCCCCGGAUUAUUGGUUCGCCAUGUCUCUGAACAAUCUUGCUGAGCACUUAAAGACAGCUGAAAGAGUCCAAGAUACACUCGAAAAACAGGCGGUUCGCGGUGGGGCGUGGUGUCCGAAAGGACCAAGAGCACCGGCUCUUCUCUCGAUUAUUAAUUAUCGCCGUCUAAUUGAGGAUUUUCAAAAAAUCGUUCGCAACGGAAAGCCGGAAUACGAUAUUCAUUGGAGAGAUGUCGCGUUGGAUUGGGAUAAGGACGCUGAUGAAUCCCAAAUGCGCCAAAUCGAAAAAUUGGAAUUGCUGCGAAAGAGUGAGGAGCUGGCCGAGGAAUGGAAGCGUCUCGAAGCGAUUCGAGAGCACUAUGAAAUCAUGGAAGAAGACGGAGAACUGGAGAGGGAGAAGAAUCGAUUAUCGAUCGAUCGAUUCCUGAAAAUCAAGUCGGGAGAGAGUAUGACACCGGAAGAGAGUGCAGACAUUGAGAAGAAAUUGAUGGAGUUCAAACGGAAAAUCGAGUUGAAUCGAGAGCUGAAACGGGCUCAAAAGUUGAAAAAGACCAAAUUGAUUCAGGAAAUCAAAAUGGAGCUGGACGAUCCUGAAUAUGAAGGAGUUUCCACGUCAUCCGCCGCACCAUCAACAUCAUCAUCAGACGCCUACUCUCAACGUCUUCCUCAUCUUCCGAAUCUUCCAGAAGACGUUGACGACGAUGACGUGGAAAUUCAAAAAGACCAAAAUCUUCCCGAUGAUUUGAAAAUCGAUGAAAAAGAGAUAAAACAAGAGUUGCCGGAUGACGAAUUUGAUUAA
Molecule: messenger RNA, 1662 nt
Organism: Caenorhabditis briggsae
Lineage: Eukaryota; Metazoa; Nematoda; Chromadorea; Rhabditida; Rhabditidae
Exons: 8
Coding region: 1-1662 (553 amino acids)
Source: RefSeq, a predicted model, not a curated record